CAACGUUUAACUCAUCGAAUUUUGACAUUGAACUUCAACGUUAUCCGUAUCCACCUUAUAAAGCGGACAAUUUUGUUCUGGUUAUUCAAGUUUGGUUUCCAUUCUUACUGGUCAUGUCAUACAUAUUCGCUGCUAUCAAUACAGUCAAAAAUAUUGUCUACGAAAAAGAAAAUGGAUUGAAGGUUGCUAUGACUAUCAUGGGUCUUAGUAGUUGGAUUCAUUGGCUUUCAUGGUUUACACGUUCACUAAUAUUUCUACUCAUAGCUGAUAUACUGAUCGCUGUUUGCUAUAUCGUCAAAAUUCCAUUAAGAUCCGGUGGUUCAAUGUCUGUUAUUGGUGAAUCGGACAUCACUUUAGUCUUCUUUUUCUUAUUUUCGUAUUCAAUCACAUCGAUCUGUUUUAUGUUUCUGCUCAGUACACUUUUCGACAAAGCAAAUAGUGCCGCGGCAGGUACAGGUGGCUUAUGGUUUCUUGUAUAUCUACCAUAUGCAUUUAUUCAACCACGUUAUGAAACCAUGACAAGAGGUGCAAAAAUGGGCACGUGUCUUUUACAUAA
Adineta ricciae is the source of this 556-nucleotide messenger RNA. Lineage: Eukaryota; Metazoa; Rotifera; Eurotatoria; Adinetida; Adinetidae. The record is from the annotation of a GenBank genome assembly.